GUUUUACUUUGUCACUAAACGUUUUAAGUGAAUAGUGCUCUAAAAUAGGUUUCGCAAGUAACAGCGAGUGGAUUUGAGCUUUUAAACAGUAGACUCUUGUGCAUGUAUGUGCGUAAUAUCAUAUUUUAAUCUUCUUUUAAAGCGAAUUCGAAGAUAACUACGACAUAUUUUAUCUAAGACAGUAGACACAAUAUUAUUGAAACACCUGAGUAAUUUUCUUGGUCUGACUAGAGAAAUGGUUGUGCAUGUCAAUGAAAUAAUAUCAGCGAGAAGUAUUAUUUGUUGGAAUGUCUUUGUUUUUUAAACAAAACGUUCCAAGCAUCUGUCCAGCCACACAAUGGUGUUAAUUACCGCAGAUCUCAUUCGAAAACGUGCAGAACACAAUGAUGGGGAGAUAUGCUCCCUUGAAGAAGUGGCUUUACAUCAACAAAAUCUUGAAAGGAUUGAGCUUAUUGAGAACUUGUGUAAAAGCCUUAGAAUAUUAUAUCUACAAAAUAAUCUCAUUCCAAAAAUCGAAAAUCUAUCAAAGUUGAAAAAACUAGAAUAUUUAAAUUUAGCUCUAAAUAAUAUUGAAAAAGUGGAGAACUUAGAAGGUUGCGAAUCCUUGAAAAAGCUAGAUUUGACAGUAAAUUUUAUUGGGGACUUGUUUAGUAUUGAAUCUUUAGGUAAUGUGCAUUUUCUUGAAGAACUUUAUUUAACUGGAAAUCCGUGCACAGAAUAUCCAGGGUAUAGAGAAUUUGUGAUUGCUACGUUACCGCAAUUAAAAUUGCUAGAUGGAGUGGAAAUAACUAAAUCGGAACGCAUUAUCGCAUUGCAAAACUUGGAACGUAUUCGUCCAAUCAUAGAAGAAAAACAAAGAGAGCACGGAUUGAAAAGAAAUUCUGAAAAGGUCGAAGCAGUACGAAGAAAAGAAAGAUUCGCCAAGGCAAACACAGAUUCCAGUUACACAACUAUGGGUUUAGAAGAAUAUUGGUCUGAAAAAGUUCCUUACACACCCGAAUCACGAAUUGAAACACAUGAAUAUAUGCAACAAAAAGAAAAAUCAAGACAAGAAACAAAAAACUCAAGGAUAGAACCGCGAGUAAUCACAAAAUAUUUUGCCGAAGACGGCCGACCAUACAAUAUCAACACAGCUAAGAUAGAGUUCAACCUCAAGGAAGAUAUAUUAGACGAUCACGAUGUUUACAUACUCGAUGUUGCUGUAUAUAAGCAUAUGGAUACAGCUUUGAUAAAAUGCGACAUACAAGUCAAUUACGUUCGAGUAACACUUAAAAGAAAGGUUUUCCAACUAGCUUUACCAGAUGAAGUUAGAGCCGAUGCUUCACAUGUUAAGCGUUCUUUAACGACAGGACAUUUGCUGAUUACUAUGCCAAAGGCAUCUCAGGAAAUCAGAAUAUCGGCAAAUAAUGAACAUAAAAGUUCUCACGAAAAAACCAACAAAACAAAUCAUAUUUUUGUUCAGGAUUUUAAUAAGCCAAACGCUACUUUUAGUGAACUCUCUGAAAACAAUUCAUCAAAAUGUAAGAAAUCGCUUCUUCACAUCAAAAAACAAUCGACGACCCCAAGAAUGUACAACGAAUAUAUUGAAGACUGUUCAGACGUUCCACCGCUUAUUUGAUUCGUGGGAUUUACAAACAAACCGUUUAUAUUUUGGACUGUUAAUUUUGAUUUAUGAAUGUGAACAAACUUAAGUUUGAAUAUUUAUUUAGAAAGACACUGA
Messenger RNA from Schistosoma curassoni, 1720 nucleotides. Lineage: Eukaryota; Metazoa; Platyhelminthes; Trematoda; Strigeidida; Schistosomatidae. The record is from the annotation of a GenBank genome assembly.